This is a messenger RNA of Vicia villosa (hairy vetch), 2699 nucleotides long. RefSeq names its product probable receptor-like protein kinase At3g17420. The transcript is spliced from 10 exons. The record is from RefSeq and is a predicted model, not a curated record. Gene Ontology annotation, molecular function: protein kinase activity; ATP binding. Gene Ontology annotation, biological process: protein phosphorylation. The coding region runs from base 126 to 2225 and encodes 699 amino acids. Lineage: Eukaryota; Viridiplantae; Streptophyta; Magnoliopsida; Fabales; Fabaceae.
CGAGACAGUUUGCUUUUACAGUCCUUCCCUCAACCAUGAUUCGUUCCCUCUCGCCAUUCCCAAGAUAAAACAACAACACCAAGAGAGAGAAUCAGAAAACAACAAAGUGAUUCUCAUUUCUCCCAAUGAAGUUAAUCGACGACGGCGCCGGUGGCCGGAAAGUGUUGGUCGGAGUUAAAUUAGAUCCCCGCAGCCGCGAGUUGCUGACGUGGGCACUCGUUAAGGUCGCUGAGCCCGGUGACCUCGUCAUCGCGCUUCACGUUCUCGACACCGUAACUGAGGGAACAUCGUCGUUGCUAUCUCUGGUGAAGACGUUCGAUUCAGUUCUCGCCGUUUAUGAAGGCUUCUGCAAUUUAAAGCAGGUUGAUCUUAGGUUGAAAGUGUGUAGAGGUGAUUCGGUUCGGAAGCUUUUAGUGCAAGAGGCGAAAGCGUUUGGAGUUUCGACGGUGAUUCUAGGAACUUCGAAAUCUCAUCAUGCAAUUCGGUCGUCUUCGUGGGUGGCUAAGUAUUGUGCGAAGAAAUUGCAUAAGUGUGUUUCUGUUUUCGCUGUUGAUAAUGGGAAAAUUGCUUUUCAUAGAGAAGCUAGUGAUAAAGAGAAAUUACAGGAACGUCCACAUUUAUCAUCAAAGUCGUUGGUGAUUUUUACUAAUAAAAGUGUGAAGAAUUGUGAAAGUUGUGCUCUGCGAGAGAUUUCUGAAACUGAAUACAAGAUUUCUGAAAAUGAAUAUAAUCAAGGGGAGUUGUUGCUUGAUGAUUGUGAAACGGAAAACCCGCUUGCUUUGGUACCGUUUGAAAAACACGAAGAUGAUUCCGUGGUGGGUAAUUCUAAACAGACAAAACCUGGUUGGUCACUCAUUCGAAAUGUAUUUCAGCACAAAAAGCAUACAGCUAAGUCUUCACCGAAAAAUACAUUUGUUUUUCAACGGGCAAUACGACAUUCCGGAAGUCAUUCUUCAGCUGUAGUCUAUCCGGAUCAUAAACAGAUUGAUGUUGAUCAAAUUGACGAGUCUACCCUGGAUGGGGAGAGUGGUGCCAUUGUGCCGUUUGGAUCUGCUAUUAUCUUACCUCCUCCCACCCUUUGCAGUGAUGGCGGUAGCCUUCCUGAAGAAUUGUUGGUUUUACGAGAGAAGUACUCGGCUUCUUGUAGAUUGUAUAGUUUGCAGGAACUUGUAGCUGCAACUGUAAACUUCUCAUCCGAAAAUUUGGUUGGCAAAGGUGGCAGUAGUGAUGUUUACAGAGGGUGUCUUCCCGAAGGCAAGGAAUUGGCUGUGAAAAUUUUGAAGCCGUCUGAGAAUGUUGUACAAGAGUUCGCUCAAGAAGUUGAGAUUGUUACAACUUUGCAUCAUAAGAACACAAUAUCUCUAUCUGGUUUUUGUUUAGAGGGAAACCAUUUAUUACUGGUUUAUGAUUUUUUAUCAAGAGGAAGCCUAGAAGAAAACCUUCACGGUAACAGAAUUGACUAUAAUUCAUUUGGCUGGCAAGAGAGGUACCGAGUGGCAGUGGGUGUAGCCGAGGCCUUGGAUUAUCUCCAUAAUGGCUGUGCUCAAGCAGUAAUCCAUAGGGAUGUCAAAUCUUCGAAUAUCCUUCUUUCAGAUGAUUUUGAGGCUCAGCUCUCAGAUUUUGGACUGGCUAGUUGGGGUUCUUCUUCUUCUCAUAUUAUUUGUACUGAUGUUGCCGGAACAUUUGGGUACCUAGCUCCUGAAUAUUUUAUGCACGGUAGAGUUACCGACAAAAUUGAUGUAUAUGCUUUUGGUGUUGUACUCCUUGAGCUUCUAUCCAAUAGGAAACCCAUUAACAACGAAUCUCCAAAGGGCCAGGAGAGCCUUGUUAUGUGGGCAACAUCAAUCUUGAAAAGCGGGAAGAUUUCCCAGUUGCUUGACCCAAGCCUUGGCAGUGAAUACAACGAUUGUCAGAUCAAGAGAAUGGUUUUAGCUGCUACUCUUUGUAUUAGACGGGUUCCUAGAUUGCGACCUCAAAUCCGAGUUAUACUGAAACUUCUUCACGGUGAUGAAGAAGUAACAAGAUGGGCAGAACAAGAAGUUUGUGCACCGGAGACACAUGAUGGAUUUGAUGAGGAACCAGUUCGAACAAAUAUCCAAUCCCACCUUAACCUUGCUUUGCUGGAUGUGGAGGAUGAUGCAGUUUCUAUCAGUAGCACUGAGCAGACUGUCUCAUUGGAGGAUUAUUUGCAAGGAAGAUGGAGUCGCUGCUCCAGUUUUGACUAAAUAUUUUCAUCAUGGUAUCGUCUGGAAAUCAAAUGCAUGUUUUGUUUAUAUUAUUUUGUUUUAUCAGGUUAGAUUUUCGAAAUUCUGCGGCAGCGCGGAUCUGGUCUUGGAAGAGAGGUCCAAAAAAUGUCCCCCUCCUUGACUUUGUAGCCAGUUUCAGUUUGCGUUAUACAGAAAGAUCUUAAGAGAAACAUUUGGCCUUUCUGGAGCAAACUCUUGCGGGCUAGCAUGUAGAUUUGGAUUAAGAAAAUGAAGAGUAUAUAUUCUCUACCACUAAAGAACGUCCUCGUGUCUUAGUUCUAUGGUGGUGCGUCCAAAAUUCACUUAGACCAUUGGUGUGUCAUGGUUGAUUAAGUUGAAACAUGACAAAUUUGAUCUUUCAUUGGAUUUAGAUUCUAUUGCGAAAUUGUAAAUAGAAUUUGCAGAAUGAGAUUCUAUUAUGGCUUUUGGGUUAAUCCUUUAGUUAAGUUGUUA